GGAUGAUGUUCAUGAAAAGGUGGAGAUCUAAUUGUUUGAUUUUUUUUUUUUUGAAAUUUAUUUAGCACCAAAUGCCUGUACCAGAUCCAAGAACCGGGCAGGCAUUCGUAUGGCUAAUCAGUUGUUUUUUAUUUAUCUCUAUAAUUUUUGGGGGAGGUUGCCUCAUAUCUUACAUGUUCCUCCCUAGACCACCCUUAUGGCUCCCUUAUAUUGGCGUUUUCCUUGUUUGUCUUCCUUGGUUGUUUUGGGUUCUUACUUUCGUAUACCGAAUUCUUUCGCGUACUUUUGGCUUCCGAAUGAUUCUUGGUUGUGGCGGCGGUGGUGGAAGCAAUCGAGAUAUAGGAGGAGGUGGUGGUGGUGGUAGCAUGUCGAAUAUGACAUCCACCGAUCAUAUUUUAACAAGUGGCAUGGCGACUGCUGCAACAUCUGAUCAUGAGCCUGAUCAUGAAGAUAACUCUUCAGCAAUGACACCAAGACGAGUUCAAUUUGGAGAAGCUGUGGUGGUAGGGGAACAAAGUGGUGGAGAUGGAAGCUUUGAUGGAAAAAUUAAUAGAAAGAAGAGUAACAGUUCAUCUUCUUCAAGUAAUUCUAGCGUAACUUCACAUGAGAGCGAGGUGCCUUUAACAAUUUCUAUGGUUGCUUGAUUGGUUUGGCAUAAGGAUUAUCAUAUCUCAUGCAAAUCUCAACAUUUCAUUACAUUACUUGAUGAGGACGAUUGGUAUGAUAUUCACCAUUUUUAUUGGACCACCUUAAUUUUUUUUUUCCUAACAAAAUUCAAGGGGUGCAUUGUCAUUAUU
Messenger RNA from Carica papaya (papaya), 797 nucleotides. RefSeq names its product Putative membrane lipoprotein. The record is from RefSeq and is a predicted model, not a curated record. NCBI's taxonomy places the organism in Eukaryota, Viridiplantae, Streptophyta, Magnoliopsida, Brassicales, Caricaceae.